Molecule: messenger RNA, 624 nt
Organism: Lycium barbarum (goji berry)
Lineage: Eukaryota; Viridiplantae; Streptophyta; Magnoliopsida; Solanales; Solanaceae
Exons: 4
Coding region: 1-624 (207 amino acids)
Biological process (GO): chromatin remodeling
Cellular component (GO): nucleus
Source: RefSeq, a predicted model, not a curated record
AUGACGAUUAAGCUGGUCAUUGGAGGGUUUAUUUUGCACAUUAUUAGUGCUUAUGCGCCGCAAGCGGGCUUGGGUGUGGAUGAGAAAAGAUGUUUUUGGGAGGAUUUGGACGAGAUGAUGGGAGGUAUACCGUCCACUGAGAAGCAAUUCAUCGGAGGAGAUUUCAAUGGGCACAUUGGGUCAAUUUCAGGGGGAUAUGACGAUAUGCAUGGAGGUUGUGGUUUCGGGGACAGGGACAGAGGAGGAGUUGCACUGUUGAAUUUUCCAAAAGCCUUUGGGCUGGUGGUAGCCAAUUCGAGCUUCUCGAAGAAGGAGGAGCACUUGAACAAUUAUCGUAUGAGGAAGUUCCUACUACCCUCUCAGAUCGCCAAAGUUCUAGGAUGGUGGAUUAAAAACCAGAGAUGUAGCCUUGGUAAUAGUACUAUGAAAGAAUAUGAAGCGUUCCUUCUGGUAGACAAGGUCAGAGGAACAAUAAUCAGAACAGAUAUUCGCAAGAGAAAUAACCCGUCUGCUCCUAUUGCUGCUAAGAAUCUGCCUGCUAGUAGUACUAACAACAUUCCUAUUGCUCGUGCUAAUGGGACUAGUAAAGCAGUUGCUAACACCUCUAAUGAGGGACAAGCUUGA